Messenger RNA from Saitoella complicata NRRL Y-17804, 1440 nucleotides. RefSeq lists its product as uncharacterized. The transcript has a single exon. Gene Ontology annotation, cellular component: plasma membrane. NCBI's taxonomy places the organism in Eukaryota, Fungi, Ascomycota, Saitoellomycetes, Saitoellales, Saitoellaceae. The coding region runs from base 272 to 1255 and encodes 327 amino acids. The record is from RefSeq and is a predicted model, not a curated record.
AGAAAAAAAGUUCGUGAAGGUGAUCCAUGACGUUAAUAUAAUCGGCUUUGCAUUUUGAAGAGAUAAACCCUUCUUCCCAUCAUUUUCUGUAAUGUUUGCUGGACUUCCAAUUCCGGUAUCUGCUUCGUAUCCACGUUACUCGAUCGCCUCGGAGGCGCGCUUAAAGCAAACGCCGAAGCAAAGACCCUGGGCAAAGCCGCAACACACACAAAAAGCAAGAUGGGCCGGCUCAGGACAACCCCACUGACGACUUGACACGUCUUUUGACGAUAUGUUCACGCCUAUACACUCCUUCGUCGGCGGGCUGCUGCUCUUCUCCUCGGUCUCCAACUUUGAGCUUCUGAACGGACGGAUACUCGGAUGCUCCGGCAUCCUCAGAGAGUAUGUUUGGGGUGAUCACGCACCAUGGCGGGCUGCGUCAUUGCUCGGAAUGGCAGUCGGUACACUGGCAACCAAGUUCCUUGCACCAAGCUAUUUGCAGUCAGCGUUGACAGUUUCCGCCACAAUCCCUCUUUUGGGCGGGCUGACCGGGGCCCUGCUGGCAGGCGCUCUCGUUGGUGCUGGUACGAAGCUCGCAAACGGUUGCACGUCUGGACAUAUGCUCUGCGGACUCGCUCGACUGUCGCCUCGGUCCAUCGCCGCCACUGUCGCUCUUUUCGCUUCCUCGGUUGCGACGACGUACUUUGUUGGAAGUGCUCCCAGCUCCUCCACACCCCUCUAUCAGCCUCUGUGGCCAACACCCGCAGAGCAGCGUGCUCUCAUCGGACUCUAUGCAUUGGCUGUCAUUACCUUUCAGAGUAUCCGUGCCGUCGGCGCGGCUUACGAGCCGUCCGAAAAGACCAAAGCCGUUCUCCGAAAUGUAGCUUCCUUUGCAUCCGGCUUGUUCUUUUCUCUCGGUCUUAUCGUGUCUGGCAUGGUUCACCCCACCAAGACGCUUGGCUUUUUGAACAUCACCGAUCUCCACAACUGGGACCCAUCACUGAUGAUGAUUGUCCUGGGCGGUGUUUUGCCUAAUGCCAUUCACUACUUCCGCACCAUCAAGUCCUUGAAGGCUCCACUCCUCGACUCAAAAUGGUGGACUUCUCAAGGAGGCGCGAUUGAUGUGAAGCUCAUCGUGGGAUCGUUGAUUUUUGGUGUUGGCUGGGGUUUGCGUGGUGUGUGUCCUGGUCCGGCUGUUGUUCAGGCCGUCGGCAAUGCGGGUGUGGAAACGUUGGGCUUUGUCGCUGCAUUCUUGCUCGGCAGUAAGUUGGUAUGAAUCAGGGUGGAAACGGAAAAGAUGUAGGAUAGAUCAUAGCCGUCGAGGCCGAAGACGUGUACCAUGAAUGUGCACGCUUCGAGUCUAGGCCUCCUCUUUGACGGUAUUGUAGAACGAGAGAUAGCUAGAUCCAACGAUCGAUGUUCUCGGAAAGAAAUCAAUCCAAAUUCUUAUCAGGCUAUCUG